AUGGCGUCUGGUCUCUACACCUCCUCAAAACCAUCUCUGUCUUCAUCAUCAUCAUCUUCCUCGUGGCUGUUCUUGCUAGUGACCCUUAUUCCUAUAUCCUUAGCCUGCUUUGCCUUCCUCCUCCAAUGGCCAGAAGGAAUCAACGAUUGGUUUACUGAUAACCAUCUAUUACAAGGAAUAACCUCAAUCUCCAAGAAACGUUCUGACUCAGGCUGUGUUUCUCUUCUUGGCCAGAGCCAUGCUACAUCGUUUCCUUAUCUUAAAGAUUUAAACCUUGACAGCAAGCAGGAUCUGAAACCAAGGAUAUGUAUAACAACAAGCACUUCUGCUGGAUUAGAGCAGACAUUGCCAUGGAUAUUCUAUCACAAAGUCAUUGGAGUUUCAACUUUUUAUCUAUUCGUUGAAGGCACUGCUGCUUCCCCUAACGUGUCUAGAGUUUUAAAGACUAUCCCUGGUGUAAAAGUUAUAUACAGGACAAGAGAAUUAGAAGAAGAGCAGGAUAAAAGCCGGAUUUGGAAUGAGACUUGGUUACAAAAAUUCUUCUACAAACCAUGUAACUAUGAGUUAUUCGUUAAACAAAACUUGAAUAUGGAGAUGGCUAUCACCAUGGCUAGGGAUGAUGGUAUGGACUGGAUACUGCAUCUAGACACUGACGAGCUUGUGCAUCCUUCUGGAGCCAGUGAAUAUUCGUUAAAAACUCUCUUCAGAGACGUUCCUGAAGAUGUGGACGCAGUUAUCUUUCCAAAUUACGAGAGCAGUGUUGAGAGAGAUGAUAUCAAGGCACCUUUCACUGAGGUAUCAAUGUUCAAGAAGAACUAUGAACAUGUUCCAAGAGAUGUUUACUAUGGAAACUAUAAAGAGGCAGCUCAUGGCAAUAACAACUAUUUUCUUACAUAUGGAAAUGGUAAAUCCGCUGCUCGGAUUCAAGAUCAUCUCCGUCCUAAUGGUGCUCAUCGUUGGUAUAACUACAAGAAGAACCCCAAUUUCAUUUUCCUAGAUGAAGCUGUGGUUCUGCACUACACAUACUCAAGAUUUUCAGAUCUUACUUCAAGACGAGAUAGAUGUGGCUGCAAACCAACUAGAGAAGAUGUCAAGAGAUGUUUCAUGCUUGAGUUUGAUAGAGAUGCAUUCAUCAUUGCUUCAACGUCAACUUCAGAGGAAAUGUUGCAGUGGUACAGAGAACAUGUUGUAUGGACUGAUGAAAAACUGAAACUGAAACUUCUCAAGAAGGGAAUCUUGACUCGCAUCUAUGCACCAAUGGUUAUAAUACAAGAGCUAAGAGAAGCAGGUGUGUUCAGCUCAGUGGUGACCUCAGCUCACAUGUCUUUCUCUAACAACUCAAGCAAUAUAGCUAGAAAAUCUUCAUCAUCAUUUCAAGCAACUGUUAGGAAAGUGUUGGAGUUUGAUGAUCUUGUUGAUGAAUCUAAAGCAGAGUCAGCCUUACCACCUCAAUAUCCUCCAAGUGUUUAA
Molecule: messenger RNA, 1470 nt
Organism: Eruca vesicaria subsp. sativa (arugula)
Lineage: Eukaryota; Viridiplantae; Streptophyta; Magnoliopsida; Brassicales; Brassicaceae
Source: the annotation of a GenBank genome assembly